UAUUAACCAGGGGAGUUGAUGUGGAGCACUAGGGAUAUCUCUGCGCAUAGGAACGGUGUUCCAAGACUUGCAAACACUGCUUAAUCGUAUACGAUCACGUACACUCAGGUGCCGCACAACCAUCUCCAUGACAUCGUCAGUUGAUGGAUGGACACGAUCGAAGAGAAGAGAGACGGUUUGAUCGAUUGACUACCUGUGUUUCAACGGAUGAAGUUUGAUUUCGACUCAAGACUGAAAACUGAUUGCUGACCGAGGUAAUGGUCGGUCUGAAACUAAAACCGCCAAGGAUAUAAUAUAGAGAAAGGUUGGUCUCUUAACUUGGAUGUACGUUGUCUCUAUUCAUCAUAUCCACAAGUCUUUCCCCAGCCUCAAAAGUUUGAUCCCUCGGGGUUUCAUUAGGUAAAGGGGGCUCUGUGAGAAGGCUAAGGAGAUAUUGGUAGAAGAAAGCAAUGUUCAGACCAGUGAAAUACAUUGUCCAGAAAAUACUUGUUUUCUGUGAUAUAUGACUGAUCAGAGUGGAAUACAUCAACAACCUCAUACAUAUCAAUGUUCUGUUUUCGUCAAACCACGCUCCAAUUCCUCGCUGACCUAUUAUUCAAGAAAGUUUCAUAAUUGAUGAAUAAAUGACAUGAAUCUUUGGAUUACAGAAUCAUUAAAAGUUUUAGCAUAAUGUAACUCUCCUCGAACACCAAAAGAGGGGAAAAAAAUCAACACGAUGCUUCACUCAAUUGAUAAGCAUAUCGAGGAGAUUCCUCUAACAGCAUCUAGCUUCUAAUUAGAGUGAAGGGUGAAAAUUUGACUCACAAUUCUGCGUAGCGUAGGCUCCAAGUUGAGGGAAGCCGCUGCAAGCUAUCCAUCUUCAGGGAUUCCACAAUCACACUGCAUAUGAAUGAAGCAUGUAUAAACAUAGAUACAUAAAAUCUGACAUUGAGACACAUGUCUGCGUGGAUAUUGGGUUGGUAAAAUAGUGUGAAUGGUUGCAGUUGUAUUGAGCUUCUGAUUUUGAUUGUUGAGUGUUUAUGUAUCUGUUUAAUUUUAGAAUCUACAUUUGCUCUUAUGUUUCAUAUGCUGCUGUUGUUUAUAUUUUGUUGUUUGAUCACAUUGUAGAUCAUUUUACUGCUUUAAUUGGGUUGAACUCCCAGAUAAAGUUACUAUGUCAAUACUGUCAUGGCUUGGAACAAUUGAUAUCUCUGAGAGUGCUCAGAAGGUAUGCAUGCAUGAAGUGGCGGUAAAUCUGCAAGGAACUGAAGUGGAACACCAUAGACAUACGCAAUGAUGGUGCUCCCAGCAUUCCCUUUGACUUAAAGAAGAUGUGCUGCAUUGUUGUUGAUCUUAGUUGUCGAACUUUGGCGGAUGUGAAUGUUGAGGACUUUAUCUUGGAUGAGCUCAUAAAGUUUAUCACUGAGAGGUAUGUAGUUCGCUGCUUUUAUUAAAUGUUUUGGUUUGUUGGCAUCAAGCUGCAACUCAGACAUGGAAUGUUCCAUAGUUGGUCCAGGUUUAAUUAAGAAGUUUACUAGGAUGUGCUUCUCCUCGAUGUUUCUUCCCUGUGUUUGUUUGUGCAAUAUUUCAUUGCAGAUGCAUUUGUGCCUUUAGGUUAAUGGAAAACUAAAAAUGGCUUUCAUAUGUAGUGAUUAAACUGGUGGAAUGCCAUAUAUUUGAUAUGAUUCAUUAGAUGUCAUGUUAGUAUAAAAUAUUGUUGGCAUUCCAAAACCUACUAUACCAGCCGUGUGAAGUAUAAGGAAGUGUGAAGUAUAAGGAAUUGUUUCAAAGGAAGUGUGGUGUGGUUGCUUUGCUCUUUCGUACGUGUUGAAGAAUUUGUGGCUUUUUUUAGCAUGCAAGAUUGUUUAAUUGUAUUGUGGAGAAAAUGCUGUCAAAAGAAUAUUGCAGCUUGCUGCAAUGAUCAAAAGGUGAAGAAUAUUACUGUACACCUCUUCUCCUUCACAUGAUCAUUCCUUCUGUUGAAAACCAAAAAGAAAAGGAAGUUGCAUCUGGGUUUUCAGUUUUUCUAUUUCUCUCCUUCGUGGAGAACAUGCUAUGAAAGAGAAAAGGAAGAACAUGAGAACAUGCUAUGAAAGAGAAAAGGAAGAACAUGACAACGUGGUUUUCCAUUUCUUCUUAUGGAAACAUUGCUGUCAAAGAAGAAAGUAGGAAGCAACUACAUCUGGUUGCCAGCCAUCUCGUCUUGCCCACUCAAUGCAAUAUCCCCUUGAGAUGGAUCCGGUGCCUUGGUGAUUUGUUAGUAUUAACAUAUUGGCAAGGAGAGGAAAUAUCCAAUUGAGAUGGAUCCGGGUGAGGAAGAAAAUCUUGGAGAGGUAAUUAAUAUCCCCUUGAGAUGGAUCCGAGUGAGGAAGAAAAUCUUGGAGAGGUAAUUAAUAUCCCCUUGAGAUGGAUCCGAGUGAAGAAGAAAUGUGAAAGUAACCAUAUCUUUUCCUUGCUAUCCACUCAGUGUAAUCAUGAAGACCUUGCUGUCUAAAAUGAUAGUGGGAAGCAAGCAACUGGUGAUCAUUCAUACAUGAACUUAAAGACCAAGUAUGAUAGUUUGUUUAAUUGCAAGUAUGGAUAUCUUGCUGUCGAAGACAGGUGGCCUUGUUCAUCUUCAUGUAAACCUUGCUGUCAAAGAUCAAAGUGGGAGACAAUUGCAGCAGGGUUUACCAUUUUAGUUGGUUAUCUUGCCGAAACACAAGGCCCUACUCCAACCAAGCUUCUAGCAACUUUGACAGAAUGGAAUUCCUUCUUCCUCCUAUAUAUACAUGGGUAUUCUGUUUGUUCUAUGUAUUGAAAUCGUAUUGAGUUUCAAUCCCUUGAUUGUAAAAGAGUCAGACUCUUUGUUGCUCUGUUUUGUGCCAUGUUGAAAACAGUUUGUGAGUCUGUCCAGUAAGGAUUGCAGCAGUCAUUGCAAUCCCACAGUUAAAUGUGUAGUCUGUCCAGUAAGGAUUGCAGCAGUCAGUGCAAUCCCAGAUUGUAAGUUAGUCAGUUCAGGAGGGAUUGCCGCGGUCAGUGCAAUACCUGAGUUGUAACUUUGUAAUCUGUUUUGAUUAGUGAAUCAUUGGGUUCUCAAGAGUUAGAGCCCCGCAGUGUUUUUGAUCUCAAUUGAGGUUUUCACUGCGUGACCAAGUUGUGUUGUGUUGUGGAAUUUUCUGUUCUCUGCCCAGUAUCCAAAACACGUUCAUCCUUGUAUUUACAAUUGGCAUCAGAGCGGGUUCUAAAGAGUUUUAGUUGAUCCGUGAUCAAGGAUGGAACAUCAACGUGACAGAGCCUCCAGCUCCAUUAACUGUCCACCAUUAUUUGAUGGAGAAGAUUACUCACAAUGGAAGAUUAUGAUGAGGGCAUUUCUCUACUCUCAAGAUGAAAAUAUGUGGAAUAUAGUAGAAAUUGGUUGGGAACAUCCAACCAUGGCAGAAGACUCCAAGAAAGAAGAAGUGAGUUCUGCAAGAAUUCCUAAGCCUAGAAAGGAAUGGACAAAGGAGGAGGUUCGUGACAGAAAUUGUGAUUUCAAGGCACGAAAUUCAUUAUUCAUAGCUCUAUCCAAGAAGGAGAGAAUGAGAAUCAGCCACUGUGACACUGCCAAACAAGCAUGGGAUCUUCUCCAAGUCACCUAUGAAGGUAAUAAAAAGGUUAGAGGGCAGAAACUUCAACGACUAGUUUUGGAAUUUGAGAAUAUGUCAAUGACUGAAGAUGAAUCAAUCGACGACUUUCAUGCUCGGCUUCUCAAUGUAACAAGUCAAUGUCGGAGCUUGGAUGAUCCAUUUGAGGAGCACCGAAUUGUCAAGAAGUUUCUUAGAUCUCUUCCUUCAAAAUUCCAGGCCAAACAGAUUGCCAUUGAGGAGGCUCAGGAUCUAGAUACCUACACUCUUGACGAACUGGUGGGAAAUCUCAAAACUUUUGAGAUGAGACUCAAACCGGAUAAAAAGGUAAAAGAUGUUGCUUUUUCUUCCAUUAAUGAUAAAGAUGAUAUUGUUGAUGAUUCUAUGGAUUUAACUUUGUUGACAAAAGAGUUUAAAAAAUUUCUGAAUGAUAAAAACUCAUUUGGAAACACCUCAAGAAACUUUUCUGACACAAAGAGAGGUCAAGAAUUUGAGAAUCGUUUUGAUAAAAAUUCAAAGUUUGCCAAAUUUGCUCAAAAGAAAAGUUUUCCUGACAAACCUAAAUGCUAUGAAUGUGGUGGAAUUGGACAUAUUGCUGCUAACUGUGGUAACAGGAGAUAUAAUUCACGUGGCGACAAAGCUUUAAAAUCCACAUGGAGUGAUAGUGAUGAAGGAUCUCAAUCGGAUUCUGAAGAGGUAAAUCUUGCUCUUACUUCUUCCCUUAAUAUUGAUUUAUCCGAUGAGUCUGAUAUUGAAGUUGAAGCUUUUGAUGAGGAGACGAAUGAAAAGUGUAAGCAAUUGUACAAUGCUUCAAAAAUUGUUCUUAAGAAAAAUUUCAAACUUAAGGAAGAAAUUGAGUCAUUAAGAAAAGAAAAAAAUGAAUCUGAGCUAAAUUUUGAUUCUUGCUUGAAAGAAUGGGAAGAAGAGCGUACUGACCUUGUUGAUAAGAUUAAAGUUUUGCAGGGUGAGGUCAAGUCUCAAGAUUGGGACAAGGAACAUGAUGAUCUUAUUAACAAGAUCAAAAUCUUGCAGGUUGAAGUUAAGGCUCAGUCUACUCUAAAUAUUUCACUAACAUUUGAAAAUGAAAAAUUGCAGGAUGAGCUAUCUAAAGUCAAGGAAAGCUUCAACAAAUUCUCUAUAGGGUCGGAAAAGGUCUCUAGGAUGAUUGGCUUUGGUAAAGCUCAUUCUAACAAAGAAGGAUUAGGGUAUGAAGGUGAGUCCUGCAAGCCCUUGACCUUUGUAAAAAGUCUGGAUUGUGAAAAUUCUUUGGGUCAGUCACAAACUUUAAAUGACAAUGAUUCUGAUACUAAGUUGCCCAGAAGAUCAAAACCAAAUUUAGACUUCCAAACCCAUCAGAGAGUUGCUCAGGUAAGUUCUAACAAGCACACAUGCGUGCAUCAGCCCAGGUAUGUUCACAACUCCAAAAGGUUCAUUCCCACUUGUCAUCACUGUGGUAAAAUAGGGCACAUUCGUCCUAGAUGUAAUUUGCUCCGCAGGGAAUCUCAAAAAUGCAGGAAACAGAAGGAACUCAGCUCUACAGCUUCUUUACAAGCUGAGUUGAAAGAACAUCUGAAGUUGAUAAACAGGAUUGCAGUGCGUAUUGCAAUCCCCAAAGAGCAGAAUUUGAAGCAGAAGCAAAUUUGGAUUAAAAAAGGUUCUAAUAAUUGUCUUUCUGCUCAUAUGGAUAAACUUGAUAACAUGUUUGAACUUGCUUCUGUUCCUAUUAAACACAAAUUGGCUGAUUCGGUUACUAAGUCCUUAGACACAGCUCGAUUUGAAUCUCUUAGAAGCGACAUUGGUGGGUGCUCUAAGUAUUGAUACUCUCACUUUACUUGAUCCAUUCUGCAUGCAUUCAUAUUGUAUGAUCUCAUUGUAGUAUAAGUGCAUUGCUCUUUUUAUUUCUGUAUUUUUUAUUUUUCUGGUUUCUGGAGAAUCAGGAUUGCAUGUGUGGUUUGUAUCCCGAAGUGUCUGACAGAUUCAUUUGAACUUAGAUUGACAAGGUUUCUACUCCCUUCCUUAAAUAUGAGUGUGAUGAGAUGAUUAGCAUGUUUUGAACUUGUUCUUGCAUCACUGUGUAAUCUCGAACAUGAUCAACAUAUUCUCUAUCACUUUGUAUGAUCACAUGCACACAUACUCCUUGUGGUGGUAAGUAAUAUUCUUGGUUGACUUGUUCUUAGUCCACACAUAUGAAGUUGUUAAAAUGUUAUUAUUGCUCCUAGUUAAAAAGGUACAAUAUAUUUGGAGCAUGGCCAGGCUAUUCCCAAAGUAAACAGGCCUUGGUCGUGACGAACGAUAUAAGGAUUGGGAAGAAAAGGGAAUGGUUUGGUCACCCCGGUGGUAUGUAAAACUAUUGACUCGAGUUGAUGUGUCCUUUGGGAUGUCCUUGUUACAUCUAGUACCCUAAAGUCAUCUGACUUGGGAGCUGCUGGCAUAAAACUCAUUACAUGAGUCUUAGUUUUCUUGUGAAAAACUAUAUGUUGUGUGAAAAGGUUAAAAAAAAAAAAAAAAAAAAAAUUUAAAAUUGUGCCCACACGGAGAUAUAAGGGGGAAUAUCUAUGUUGUUCAUUUUUUCUCUUCUUAUGUGUGUUCUAAUUUCAAGGAUUCUAAGAAUGUUACACACUCCAUCUUGAGUUAUGUUCACUUACACAACAAAGGUAUAGAAUACUCGAUCAUCUUCCAGCUUACCUUGUGGUUGUCAAAAAUGGUUUACUCAUGUGACCUUAUCUUGUUGCAUUUAUGUUUAUGGUUUUGUGGUCGUACUCUUGUCUGAAAAGCUAUGCAAAUUGAAUCUGUUUUUAACUCUUGGAUACAAACCCACUCAUUGUGUGUUUGCAUUUCAUUCGUGCAUCCUUCAUAACAUGAUCCCAUUUAGGGGGAGUAUUGAUAUUUGGACUAUCUUCCUCUGAUUGUUUCUUCUUGGGUUGGUGUCUCUUGAGCAACAUCUACAGGUAAUUCUUCUUCUACAUUGCUUCCGCUACAUAGUUGCCUUUGUCAUUCCUAGACAAAAAGGGGGAGAAGAUAUUUGUUGACAUUUGGUUUUGUUUUCCUGGUUUAUGUUGCUUAAUUUGGCUAGACUUCUUUAUGGUUUGAACUAGUCGGUUAAAUUGCUACUACAUGACUUAUUGAAUUGCAGUUUUAUGUCUUGAUCAUAGUAUUUGUUUUUCACAAAGUGUGUGAUAAAGAUUUCAGGAACAGAGGAUUCUCUAGUACUACAUGAGGGGGAGUUGAUCUAGAUUAUAGUAGUUUUGUUUAGGAAUGCCAAAGGGGGAGAUUGUUAGUAUAAAAUAUUGUUGGCAUUCCAAAACCUACUAUACCAGCCGUGUGAAGUAUAAGGAAGUGUGAAGUAUAAGGAAUUGUUUCAAAGGAAGUGUGGUGUGGUUGCUUUGCUCUUUCGUACGUGUUGAAGAAUUUGUGGCUUUUUUUAGCAUGCAAGAUUGUUUAAUUGUAUUGUGGAGAAAAUGCUGUCAAAAGAAUAUUGCAGCUUGCUGCAAUGAUCAAAAGGUGAAGAAUAUUACUGUACACCUCUUCUCCUUCACAUGAUCAUUCCUUCUGUUGAAAACCAAAAAGAAAAGGAAGUUGCAUCUGGGUUUUCAGUUUUUCUAUUUCUCUCCUUCGUGGAGAACAUGCUAUGAAAGAGAAAAGGAAGAACAUGAGAACAUGCUAUGAAAGAGAAAAGGAAGAACAUGACAACGUGGUUUUCCAUUUCUUCUUAUGGAAACAUUGCUGUCAAAGAAGAAAGUAGGAAGCAACUACAUCUGGUUGCCAGCCAUCUCGUCUUGCCCACUCAAUGCAAUAUCCCCUUGAGAUGGAUCCGGUGCCUUGGUGAUUUGUUAGUAUUAACAUAUUGGCAAGGAGAGGAAAUAUCCAAUUGAGAUGGAUCCGGGUGAGGAAGAAAAUCUUGGAGAGGUAAUUAAUAUCCCCUUGAGAUGGAUCCGAGUGAGGAAGAAAAUCUUGGAGAGGUAAUUAAUAUCCCCUUGAGAUGGAUCCGAGUGAAGAAGAAAUGUGAAAGCAACCAUAUCUUUUCCUUGCUAUCCACUCAGUGUAAUCAUGAAGACCUUGCUGUCUAAAAUGAUAGUGGGAAGCAAGCAACUGGUGAUCAUUCAUACAUGAACUUAAAGACCAAGUAUGAUAGUUUGUUUAAUUGCAAGUAUGGAUAUCUUGCUGUCGAAGACAGGUGGCCUUGUUCAUCUUCAUGUAAACCUUGCUGUCAAAGAUCAAAGUGGGAGACAAUUGCAGCAGGGUUUACCAUUUUAGUUGGUUAUCUUGCCGAAACACAAGGCCCUACUCCAACCAAGCUUCUAGCAACUUUGACAGAAUGGAAUUCCUUCUUCCUCCUAUAUAUACAUGGGUAUUCUGUUUGUUCUAUGUAUUGAAAUCGUAUUGAGUUUCAAUCCCUUGAUUGUAAAAGAGUCAGACUCUUUGUUGCUCUGUUUUGUGCCAUGUUGAAAACAGUUUGUGAGUCUGUCCAGUAAGGAUUGCAGCAGUCAUUGCAAUCCCACAGUUAAAUGUGUAGUCUGUCCAGUAAGGAUUGCAGCAGUCAGUGCAAUCCCAGAUUGUAAGUUAGUCAGUUCAGGAGGGAUUGCCGCGGUCAGUGCAAUACCUGAGUUGUAACUUUGUAAUCUGUUUUGAUUAGUGAAUCAUUGGGUUCUCAAGAGUUAGAGCCCCGCAGUGUUUUUGAUCUCAAUUGAGGUUUUCACUGCGUGACCAAGUUG
Molecule: messenger RNA, 8296 nt
Organism: Rosa rugosa (rugosa rose)
Lineage: Eukaryota; Viridiplantae; Streptophyta; Magnoliopsida; Rosales; Rosaceae
Exons: 5
Coding region: 3234-5402 (722 amino acids)
Molecular function (GO): zinc ion binding; nucleic acid binding
Source: RefSeq, a predicted model, not a curated record